AUGGGUGCAAGCGUGGACUUCGGGCCCACCCCUGGAACUCCGCAUGCUAACAGCGAUGCGACUCCGCUGAACUCGAAGCCACUCCAUUUGAUCGAGACCGGCGAAUCACAGAGUCCCCGAAAUAAUCCAACCAAGAAUGUCGUUACGCCGCUCAGCACGACUGGGUGCUCUCCCAACUCUCCCAACUAUCAAGGCACCCUUGCAGAAUACGGUGCCCAAAACGACCAGAGUGCAGAACAGCGCCGUCGCAAAGCCUCGCAAGGCGUCUUCUACCCAAGCAACAGCCCCCAAAGUCCCAAAGAAGCAAAAGAAAGAGCCCCAAAUGUCAUACUGGUCUCCAGAGCCUCCGACCCUAGGGCUAUCGGCGCAAGGACCGGACGACAACCCCCCACCAACAACGUCACCAACAGGCAUCUUACACCUCCGCUCGACCGGCCUGUUGACCCUCAUCGAACAAACGCAACUCUCCUUACUCCACAUGGCUCAUCAGUCGUUGCAUAUCCUGGGAGAGUCGAGGAUGCCUCGCCCUCGAAGACAGGAUUACCUCGCCCGGCCGCCACAACAGGGACUUUGCUGGAAAAAGCAACUGCUCACUUGAUUGCGACGGACCCUCGCCUCAAGCCCGUGAUAGAGCGACAUCCCUGCCCACUUUUUUCUCCUGCGGGCUUAGCAGAGCAGAUUGAUCCAUUCAACAGCCUGGCUAGCAGCAUUAUCGGACAACAAGUCUCUGGCGCCGCGGCCAAAUCCAUUCGGAACAAGUUUCUGGCUUUGUUCAACUUAACAAGUGGAGAAGACGGUGCUUCAUUGCCACACUCACGAUUCCCAAUGCCUGAAGAUGUCGCUAGAUGUGAUAUUGCGACGCUGCGGACUGCGGGUCUGUCUCAGCGCAAAGCAGAGUAUAUACAAGGGCUGGCGGAGAAGUUUGCAAACGGAGAACUGAGUGCACAGAUGCUAGCACGUGCUAGCGAUGAGGAACUGGUCGAGAAGCUUAUAGCUGUUCGUGGACUAGGUAAAUGGUCCGUUGAGAUGUUUGCUUGCUUCGCUCUCAAGCGGAUUGAUGUUUUCUCCACUGGAGAUUUAGGUGUGCAACGAGGCUGCGCCGCUUUCGUAGGCAAAGAUGUGAGUAAACUCAAAGGAAAGGGCGGUGGUAAAUUCAAGUAUAUGCCCGAGAAAGAUAUGCUGGAAUUGGCCUCGAAAUUCGCGCCGUAUAGGACUCUUUUCAUGUGGUAUAUGUGGCGAAUUGAGGAUGUUGACAUAGCUGUUCUUUCUGGGUGA
Penicillium macrosclerotiorum is the source of this 1275-nucleotide messenger RNA. RefSeq names its product DNA-3-methyladenine glycosylase II (gene alkA). Gene Ontology annotation, biological process: base-excision repair, AP site formation; base-excision repair; DNA alkylation repair. The record is from RefSeq and is a predicted model, not a curated record. Gene Ontology annotation, cellular component: protein-DNA complex; nucleus. Bases 1 to 1275 code for a protein of 424 amino acids. Gene Ontology annotation, molecular function: DNA-3-methyladenine glycosylase activity; alkylated DNA binding; DNA-7-methylguanine glycosylase activity. NCBI's taxonomy places the organism in Eukaryota, Fungi, Ascomycota, Eurotiomycetes, Eurotiales, Aspergillaceae. The transcript is spliced from 3 exons.